This is a messenger RNA of Balearica regulorum gibbericeps (East African grey crowned-crane), 1500 nucleotides long. The record is from RefSeq and is a predicted model, not a curated record. Lineage: Eukaryota; Metazoa; Chordata; Aves; Gruiformes; Gruidae.
UGCAGCCAAAACGAGAUCAUGUUCUUCAUGUUACUUUUCCCAAAGAGUGGAAGACUAGUGACCUUUACCAGCUUUUCAGUGCCUUUGGUAACAUUCAGGUUUCGUGGAUUGAUGAUACAUCAGCAUUUGUAUCAUUGAGCCAGCCAGAACAAGUACAAAUAGCUGUAAACACCAGCAGGUAUGCUGAAAGUUAUAGGAUCCAGACAUAUGCAGAAUAUGUUGAGAAAAAACAUGAAGAAAAACAGGCUAAGAGAAAAUGUACAGAAGAUAGUUGGAAGGAGAUGGAGAGAAAGCGGUUAAAAACUCAGUGCACACCUUACGUUUCCCAGAGUCGAUACUACUGUGUUAACAGUUUUACAGGUACCAGUACAGUGGGAAAGAGAAGCAUGAGUCCUAUUCAGGAAGAAACUGGUUCUGAUGAUAUGGAAGAGGGAGAAGGGCAAGAUCCAGGAUAUGAUCAGACUGACUCUUGUGCAGAGUCCCUUCCAGAUGGUAAGAAGAGAGCCAAAAAGUUCAAAAAGAUGAAGACAGAACAAGUUCCAGCAGGAAGCCUCACAACUAGUUCCACUGGAAUUUUUGAAGUCCCUGAAACAUGGUAGGAAACAACUGCCUUAACAAGUGGAAUUGAUUGAAAGCAGUUGCGAGAAUACACCUCUUGGAAGCCAUACUUUAUUUAAAUAAAGUGGUGUUAACAAAGCAGUAUGUGUCCUGAAAAUCAGUUUAAUUAUUUUAAACUGUUUAUUGAACAAUCACUGUCAAUUUUACUUGUGUGUAUAUUAACUAGUAUAUGAUUCAUUGUUGAUCAUGUGAAAUCCUUGCUGUCGUAAAUGUUGUUAGAUGUAAGAAGCAAGACUAAAUGUAUUUUGGUCACCUACUUUGGCAUGCCUGCAAUGAAAUGUACAAAAAGAACUGGCACUCUGUGAUUCCAUGCUAGGCUGUUUCCUGUGCUUGAGGGGAGUUACCACAAAUCCCCCAAUCUUCAGCUAUUUUUUCAGGCAAUAUCAGUAUGCUGUCAGCAUUCUUGAAACAGGUAGAACGGCAGUUUCGUAUAUUGCUUUCUACCAGUUACUUUAUCCAGAAAUCUUUUUUUAGUUUUCUCUUCUCUACCCCCCUAUCCCCUGUGCAGCUAGUAUUCAUCUAAAUAUCAACUUUACACAUACCUUGUCCUUUAAAAAACUGUGACUUAAAAGUUUCUCAAACAUUAAUUUCCUGUUAGGAGGUAGGUUUUUUUUGUUUUCACAUCAAUUGCUGUUUUCACUCUUCACUCUUAAGUCUUGAUCUGUUUCUUCCCUCCUUCUUCCCCAGCUUGUGGGGUUUUUGUAAAAAUGUUUUUUGGUACCUGUGACAAACCUGCUAACUGUACCAGCCUUUAUUUGUUUAAAAAAGGAUCUGCAUUGGUAGAUUUCAGCAAAUGUUUGAUAUUUAACAUUUUUGUAUCAUGGAAAUAAAACCAAAAGAUGUAUUUCCAUAAAAUGAAAAUUAAAGACAUUUUCUUAGGAA